AUGAUCGCCGUCGCGCCCAAUACGGAAAAUGUUCCAGACCUAUAUUCACAGAAACCCUCCCAAAAUGGAGCCGGUCACCCCGAUCAGACUGAGAAAAACGAGCAGUCUUCUAUUAGCAUAAACGAUGCGAAGUUGGGGCAAUUUUUGGCGACUGACAACUCCAAUGCCACGAUGGCUGCCCUAGGUAUCGCCGAUCCCUUAGUUACCGCAAACGGCAGAGCCUCUACGAAACACGAUGAAAAUGGCCUCCACAUGGAGAAUCCAUGUUUUUCUGAUUCUACCAUUCAUUCUACCGAUCGCAAAAUGGCCGUUGACAUUUUAAAGAUUAUUGAAAGUUAUGGGGUCGACUACGAAAAGACUGGCGGUUCGUGGAAGGGGCUGGAGUCAUUCGUCCCCGUUGUUAUGGAGCAGGUUAAGAAACAGGAACCGAUCCGCAUGAUUUUGCCCGCCUUUCCUUUCAAGUCUCCAAAUGCGCGAGACAAGGUUCUGGGGACAAUGCCUGACUUUGGUGAAGAAUUGGCGCUGUCACAUCUCAACGGUCUUUGCGACAGCAUCGGCAAAGUUUACGAGCCUGGUGCUGAUGUAUACAUCAGUUCUGACGGUCUUGUCUAUAACGAUAUUCUUGGUGUGCCCGACGAAACCGUCUGGGACUACGGAGAGACCCUGCGGCAAAUGGCCGUAGAGAAGGGCCUCCAUCAUGUGAAAUUUAUUCGCCUCUUCGAGCUUCUCGAGCAUCCUUGGUUUAAAUCAGAGACCCCUGAAGCUGCAAAAGCGUAUUAUUUGGCCCAUGCAAGCUGCCUCCGUCGCGAACUAAUGUUCGUCUUUGGCGAUCCAUCAUUUGACCCCGAUGAGGCCAUCAAAACUGACAACGAUACAUGUCUGACAUAUCGCGGGUACAUCAAAUUUUUGACAAAAGAUCUGGCGCAUCAGGACUCUACAAUCAAUCUUUCGAAGCGUGCUCGACAGGCCCAGGUUUCCCAGAUUGCGCGCCAGAUGAUCGUUCGCGGUAAGAUGUUCGCCGCGGCUAUCAAAGCAAACCGGAAGGACUAUGUUCGAUUGUCCAUUCACGAAUCUGCAGGAGAGCGCAAGCUAUCUGUAUCUUUGAUUCCGCAGCUCCGUGGAUCCCUUGGAUAUACACCUUGGCAUGCAUCGGUAGCAAUUGGACUGGACGGAUCAUAUCGAACCGUGCAUGCCGAGGAUGUCCGCGACACACACGACCUUGUUUAUAAAAAUGGUCAGCCCUAUUACUUCCGAGAGAAGUCUGACAUAUUCAACUGGGCCGAAGAUGGCGUUGCCGUCAAAUUUGAGCAUUUAUACCCGAGUGGACUGAUCAUACGACCGGCCGAUAUUGACAACGUUAAUCCAACUCCGUCUAUCAGCGCCCUUCCCAUGAGCAAAGUCCGUAAACUAUCCAACAUCAUGUCACCGGUAGUUCUCCGCGGGUUUGCAGAGACUCUUGAGGAAGACCUAUAUUUGAAGGCGGCUUCAGAGCUCGGAACCAUACUCCCAUGGAGCUUUGGUGUCAUCCAGAAGGUGCGUGAUGCCGGUCGCGCAGACAAGUUGGGUAACAAUGUUACUUCAAAUGAGGCCAUGCCCAUGCACUUUGAUGGCAUGUUUAAAUUCGAAGAAAUUGAUGACCCAGUUACUGGAGAGAAAAAGAAAGUCCAGAGACCACCUGGCUAUCAGUUUUUCACCUGUCCCGCCACUGCACCAAAAGGAAGUGGGUACACGCUCUUCGCAAGUUCGCGACUUUUCUUCAGGUACCUACCGCUUCCAUGGACCUCGGAACGUCUCCAGGGAAUUACUUGGGCCAUGGAUAAUGAUGGUUUCUGGGAUGCGAAAUUAAAAAAUCUACCGUUGACGGUAACGCACCCGGUUUCCGGUCUACCUUGUCUGCGCUGGCACCAGCCGUGGGAUUCGACCAAGACCAAAUUUUCGACAUGCGAUGUGACAAUCGAGAAUGACCAUCCAAGCUUGGUAAAUAUCAUUGAUCGAGUCUUAUAUGAUCCCCGAGUGUGCCUCUACUUGGAGUGGGAGAAGGGUGAUCUAUUGAUCAGCGAUAACACCGCCAUGCUCCAUACCCGAACUGGUUAUAAAACUGACUGUGACCGUGAGCUAUGGCGCAUUCAUUUUGAUUAG
Messenger RNA from Penicillium manginii, 2139 nucleotides. RefSeq names its product isocyanide synthase xanB (gene xanB). The coding region runs from base 1 to 2139 and encodes 712 amino acids. Gene Ontology annotation, molecular function: oxidoreductase activity. The record is from RefSeq and is a predicted model, not a curated record. The transcript has 2 exons. Lineage: Eukaryota; Fungi; Ascomycota; Eurotiomycetes; Eurotiales; Aspergillaceae.